AUGUCAGAGAAGGAACCUGUCGAAGUCACAGGAAAAGAAGAGUCAUCUGAGGAUGACGAUGUUGUGGAAGUGCCGCAAGAAGGGAAUGCAGAAGUGACACCGCUCGGCACGGCGGAUGACGCGGAGCCCAGUGCUCACGUGGAAAAUGCUUCCGCCGCGCGCGAGACGCCUGAUGCGGAACCGGAUGGUGAGGCUCCGAAGGAUUCCGAAACAGAGGCAGCAGGGGAAGAUGCGGCGAAUGUGGACACAAAAGGAGCGGCUGCGGGCCGAGACGGAGCAGACGGCGGAGCAGCGGACCUGGAAGGCGGAGCAGAGUCGGAGAAGGCGCCAGCUGGUGAGGUUCCGAAGGAUUCCGAAACAGAGGCAGCGGGAGACGGUACGACGAAGGAAGACGCAGAAACGGCGACGGCGAGCCGAGAGGGAGCGGAUGGCGUAGGCGCAGAGGGAGCUGAGGCGGAUACGAAAGCACAGGCAGCAGGUGACGGUGCGACGAAGGAGGACGCAGGAACAGCAACAGCGAACCCAGAGGUACCGAAGGAUGGAGGAGCAGAGGGAGCCGAUGUGAGUACCAAGGCACAGGCAGCAGAUGACGGUGCGACGAAGGAGGACACAGAACCAGCAAGUGAGUUGUCGAAGGGAACAAGGAAGGGAGGAGCAGACUCGGAAAGCGGAGCAGAGGCUGAGAAGGCGCAAGCUGCGGCAGCAGAUAAAGAACAAGAAGAGGUAGAUGCGACGGAAACGAUGCAGCCCAGUGAGGUGGAAAAGAAGACGGCGAAUGCGGACCCGCCUUCCGCCGUUGCGCAGGCUGAUCCCGCUGUUGCUCUCGCCGCUGCCCCCGAAGUCGUUCCCGCUGUCACUUCCGCCGCUGCUCCUGCUGCUGCUCCCGCUGCCGCUCCCGCUGCUGAUCCUGCGGCACCACUUGCUUCCCCAGCAACCCCUGCCCCUCCUGCGGAAGGGGGGGCUGCUCCCUCCACUUCCCCCGUUGCUCCGCCAGCUCCCGGUGCGCCUCAGCAGGCACCAUCAUCCGCUCCCGCCGCUGCCGCCUCUUACGCAACGAUAGACGCGGAGAUCAAAGCGGUGCGCGACAUGCCGAAUCCUUUGGGCCCGGGACCUUCCGGAAGCGCAUCCGCACCAACGCCCGCAACAGACACUGCGCAAGCAUCUCCUGCGCCGCCAGCAGCGGCGAACGCAGCAGCGCCAGCAUCCGCGGCAGGAGGACAGGCAGCGCCAGUAAUAGAAACGAUCGAGCUGGACGACGACGACGAGGACGACGAAACGGACCACAGCGCGCUGAACGCCAUCCUCUCCGUGCCACCCAAAGAGCUCGAGACAGCGGUGGAGAAGCUCCUAUACAUCCACAUGAGGCCGCGCCUGCCAGGCGCGGAGGACGACGAUCAGGUCGCGCCGCACACGAUGGCGGCGCUCGAGACGGGCGUGAAGUGGGUGCUGAAGCGGCAGGGGUCGUCCGUGCCCGCGGAGCAGUGCGUGCGGCUGGCGAAGGCGCUGCUGCUGGACUCGCAGCACGGGAAGCGCGGGCGCCCGCGCAAGUACUUCGCGGAAGCGGAGGUGAACGUGGCGCUCGCUGCCGUGAGCGCGUGGCUGGAGCGGCGCAGGCAGCAGGAGGCAGGGGAAGGGGCAGGGGGCGGGGGAGCAGGAGGAGGGGCGAAACCAGGCGACGCAGCAGUUGCUGCGAAGGCGGCAGCAGCAGCGACUGCAGGAGCUGCAGGGGGGGCGGGUUUCCCUGGGCCGGCAAUGCAGCUGCUGGCGCAGCAGUAUCAGCAGGUGCCGCAGCAGCAGCAAGCGAGCUGGUUACGGCCUCCUGUUGCUGCAGCAGGCGGACUUCCGCCAGCAACGCAGCUGGCGCAGCAGCAGGGGCAUGGGCAGCAGCAGCAGCAGCAGCAGCAGGCGAAUCUACUGACCAUGCCGUCCCUGAACCCGCGGUUAGAUCGCUCAGUGGAACUGCCUGGUUACUACCCCAGCCGUGUUCCCCCAGGCCUGACGUUCAACUUACGCCCCGGCGCCAUACUCGCCGGCACCGUACCUCGCACCGUACCUGCCGGCUCCGCACCUGCCGGCACCAUACCUCGCACCGUACCUGCCGGCACCGCACCUCCCACCGUGUUUGCCAGCACCAUAGCUGCCACCACAGUUGCGGGACCGCCUGCGGGGAACCAGACGGACGGGGUGGGUCAGUGGCAGGGCAGAACGCGGUUGGGAGGGCUGGGGUCGAGGCAGCGACAGGGGAGGCAAGCGUGGGAGGGGUUUGGGGGGCUGAAUUCAGUGCCCACACAGCAAAGUGAAGAGGCUGGAAGGAGGCUUGUGAUGCCGGCGGGAGAUGCACAGCGGGUGACACAGGGGCGAGAGCAGGGAGUACAGGGGGUAACGCAAGGGCGAACAGAGGGGGUAACUCAGGCGCGCGGGCAGGGAUUAGCGAACGCACCACCGGUGAGGGAGUACGUGUUGGGGCUGAAGGCGCCUGAUAGGAGCACGCUGAGGCCGGGAGCAGGGUUGGUGGAUGUGCCUGUAGGGGGGGCUGCCCCGGGAGCAAUCCCGGGGUCGGGGCGGGGAGCGAGGCGAGGAGAACGGCAACCUGCUAGCGCUCUGCAGCAGCAGCUGCAGCAUCAUCAUCAGCAGCAUCAACAGCGGCGGCAGGAGCAGCAGCAGCAGCAGCAGCAGCAGCAGCAGCGGGUGCAGCAGCAGGCACAGAAGCAGCAGGAGAAGCCGCCAGAGGUGCAGCCUCCAACAGAGAAUCUCCCAGCGCCUGGGCUAGGCAAGGACGUAUGCGUGCAUAAGUACUACCUCCCCGGGAUAGAGCGCAGCGGAGAGGCGGGCAGGCAGAAGCAGGAGCGCGAGCACGCCACCCUGCUGGCGUUUCUCCACUGGCUCUACCCCCACCUGUGCGGGAUCUGCAAGGCGGUCGUGCAGCACGGGCCGUUUGUGGAGGGCGCGCAGGGGCGGUUUGGGGGGUACGAGGUGGGGGAUGUGGCCAAGGGGAAGGAGCGCGGGGUGCUGGUGCGCGCGCCCAGCAACUGGCGGAACGUGGGGGACUCCUCAUGGGCCACAGAGAUGAACCAGGUGCGUGGAGUGAAGAUGUUGGUGUAUUGUCGCUUAGCUGCUCUUUCCCCUUCAACUACUCUCGCUCGCAACAUCGCUCACCUUUCCCAUCUCCCUCCUCUACUCCUCCACCCACCACCGCCACCACCCCUCUGCGAGCAGCAAGGGCCAAAGAAGCGGCGGCUGGUGUUUGUGGGCUGGCAGGCGUUUGCGCAGACAGAGCGGGGGGCGGUGGACGUGGGCAUUCACAUCGAGGACACGGAUGCCAUCAGGUCUCUCCUCGCCAAGAAGCGCCGCCUGCAGCAGUUUGCUCGAAACCGAGUCUCCGACAUCCAAACCCUAAAAGGCAGGCUUUCCGAAGCUCGCGUGCAGGUUCGGUCGCUCAAGGACCAGGUUCGGGAUCUCCAAAGCCAGCUGAAGGCUGCCAAGGAGAAAGAGAAAGCAUGGGGACGGGGGCGGGGGCGGGGGCGAGGGGAGAGGUCAGCAGAGGACGAGCAGAAGCAGCUGCAGCGGCGGCUCAAGAAGCUUAAAGCCAGGGCCGGUAACCGUCCAAUCACCGCUGAUGACAUGGCGAUGCUGGAUCUGAUGUCAGAUGACGACGACGAUGACGAGGACGAGGAUGCGGAGGGUGACGGGGCGGCAGCAGGGGCAGAGGGAGCAGCAGCGGAGGGGGUGUGGGAGGAGGCAGCAGAUGCGGCGAUAGGAGUGGAGUUGUGGAUUCAGGAGUUGGAUGAGCCAGAUGAUGAGAUGGUGAACGAAUUGCUGGAAGACAUCGAAGUCAUGCCCAAUGUGGUUAUACCUAGUGGGACCAGUACACCCGGUGUGUUUGGGGAGUCACCGCAACUACCCGCUGUUGAUGUCCCAGCGCCGUCCCCUGCCGCGUUCUCGCCGGCUAACGCCGCGUUCUCGCCGGCUAACGCGUCCCCCUUUCAGAUUCCUCAAACUCCUAAUGCUGCUGCUCUCGCUGCUGCUGCGGCUGCUGCUGCCGGUUCUCCUGCUGGUGCGGGUGCUGCGGCGUCCCCAGCAGCAGGCAGGACCAUCUCGCCUCUCCUGCAGCAGCUGCUGCAGCGCUCCUCCCGCCCCAUUGCCACCAGAACCACCAAACCCCAGCGCUCUUCCGCCGCCCCCGCUCCUCCAACCUCUCUCAACCGCGCUCCCAUCCUCCCCACCGUCCCCCGCCACGCCUCCAACUCAUUCCUGCUUGCUGCAGCAUCAGGACAGAUUCCCACCCCUGCCGCACCUCCUGCUCCGUCCCCUGGCAACCCUCCCCGCACCCCUGGCUCUGCCGCUGCUGCUCCUCCCCGUGAGCGUUCCGGGGGGCCGUCCUUGGGCGUGUGGGAUAGGAUCCAGCAGAGGCGGAAGAGGGCAAGGGAGGGGCUGACAGGGGACCCGGAGGAGCCGGGGGCACAGCAGAGUGACGGGAGAGCGGGACGAGAGGGGCUGCAGCAGCAGCAGGAGGCGGGUGGGCGGGAGGGCAUGCUCACUCGCCCUUCCCUGGGGUCAGGCCGGCCCCUGGCUGGGUUACGGAAGAGGAGACGGGAGGGGCAGGUUGACCCGGUGUUUGGAUCCGCAGGGCUGCGGCCGCGCGGGCGAGAGCGCGACAUUCUGUUCUGGUUCCAGUCCACUGAGCGGCGCAAGAUGAACCGGUUCCAGUCACGGCUGGAGAAGCGCCUGCACAAGGUGAACCUGCAGAGGAGGGCGUGGCGGCGAGGCGAGGAGGGGGAUGGUGGGGAGGGGCCGGAUGGGGAGGAGGACGGAGAGGAUGGGGGUGGGGAUGAGGAGGAGGAGGGAAGGGAGGGGGAUGUUGUGGAGGUGGGAGGGGGUGAGGCGGGAGGUGGUGGAGAGGGAUAUGUGACCCUGUUGUCGAGUGACAAUGAGGGCAACGAGGAAGAAGAAGAUGGUGGUGGGGAGUGA
This is a messenger RNA of Closterium sp. Naga37s-1, 4968 nucleotides long. Lineage: Eukaryota; Viridiplantae; Streptophyta; Zygnematophyceae; Desmidiales; Closteriaceae. The record is from the annotation of a GenBank genome assembly.